Messenger RNA from Theileria parva strain Muguga, 1177 nucleotides. RefSeq lists its product as uncharacterized. NCBI's taxonomy places the organism in Eukaryota, Apicomplexa, Aconoidasida, Piroplasmida, Theileriidae. The record is from RefSeq and is a predicted model, not a curated record. The coding region runs from base 46 to 1131 and encodes 361 amino acids. The transcript has 7 exons.
GGAAAAUUCCGCGUUUUUGGGUUAAUUUUUCAAUAUAGGAAAAAUAUGAAUUAUAAAUACAGGAGGCGCUCACUAAGUAGGGAAAGUUACAGGCGCUAUUCCAGUACCGACCGAAGCGUUUCUAGAAGCAGGUCGCCAAGGCGCUACAGAAGGAGCGUUUCCAGGAGUAAGCGUAGUUAUUCAAAACCUAGAAGGCGUUUUUCAAGGGAUAGACGGAGUUACUCAAGUAGCUCGCCAGAUGAUCGUCAUCACCGAGUUUUAGAACGUCGAAGACAUCAUUCGCCUUCUCCUGAUAAAACUAACACAGAACCAGUUUCUGUUAAUGGAAAUGAGUCUGAAACUCUAAAAACUUCACAAAGGAAGAGAAUUCGCAACAUGUCAUGGAAGCUUCCAAAUGCGAAUGAUUUUCCUAACAAAAACAACUUUAAUCCACAAAGAAGAAAUAGAUCAAAUAAAUUUAACUUUAAUAGUAGAUUUGACCACAGUUUAAAUAAAACUAGCCUAGAAAAUUUUAGAUAUGAAUCGGACGAAUUUAAGGUCCAAAAGGAAAAAAUGAAUCAAGCUUUAAAGGAAAAAGAAGAUAGUAGCAGGGAAGCUAAAAAAUUACUUUCAGAUUACACCAAGGAACUCAAUACUCUGGUCGGAAAUUUGUCUAAGCUACCGAAGGAUUCUCAGGAGUACCAGGAGUCCAACGAGAAGAUUCAAUCGCUUAAAAAGGCUAUGAAGGACUUAAUAUCUCAGGAAAGACAACCACCUAAGAACAAGUUGAUGAAACCUCCCUUCGACAAGAAUAUUAGUUUAGAUAACAGGGAAACAAAGAUAUUUUUUCCAAAUCUUCCAGAUUGCGCUAAAGGUAAGGGUAACUUAGCCAAAUGGAUCUCUGACAACUCCAAAUUUUUACUACCCCAAAAAAUCGCAAUGUUGGCAUCACAUGGAACUACAUAUGAAGCUGCAGUUAUUGAAUAUAAAACACACGAUGUUGCACAAAGGGUGCUAAAUUCAUGUAAAUUACACGGAAUAACGGUUUCCUGGAUGCCCACAUCAGAAACAACGUCUGAAACUAGUGAUCUCAUCAAGGGAAGUGACAGUGUUACAGAGGUCGACGUCGAUUUUGGUUUCAUGGAGGAAUAAACUCGUUUUCCCACAUCGUCUGUAAAUAUCAGAAAUUUUGAUUUAU